AUGACUUUAUUUUUGAGAAUUUUCAAUCCUCAGGCCGAAAGAUGGGCAGAUCAACAUCGAGCCAACAAAGCAUCAAUGGAAAGUGAGGAAAAUUUGCUACCAAAGGCUGGAGACGACACAGAGGUACCGAGAUCGCAUAAAUCUUUAAAUGGUACUACCCGAGUCGUCAUCACAGUUAUUACAUUGCUCCUAUGGGGUGCGGCGGCUUUCGUCGCGGGUAGUAUGACUAGUAAAACGCAUCGGGAUAGUCCUUUGGGCUCAGCUGAAAAUGGAUUUGUUGAAGAGCUAAUUAUUACACCCUCUGAGACAUUCAAGCUCAUACAAACGAGAUUUACUGGCGGAGUGGACUUUAGCCCUGAAGGCAUAGAAGUCCUCGCUCCCUCAAUUUAUGUCGGCGAGCCGAGUCUUGAGAUCGAUGAAGCAUGGAACGCUAUUAUCGGAGGAGAAUCACAUUACUUUUCGGUCUCUGAGGAAGAAGCUAGAAGGUUAUGGGGUACAGAGUCUGAUAGGUAUAGAGACAGGAUUAGGGGUGGGUGGACUGGCACACUCGACAUGUUUCACUGUCUACAUUGCCUAAAUCAAUUGAGAAAAGCUCUACGUCGUGACAUCUAUCCCGAGGAAGAACAUCGAGGGAUGAUACACCAAUUGCAUUGCAUCGAUCAUUUAAGACAGGUGAUAAUGUGCCAGGGUAGCAGCGUUAUAUCUCCUAGCGAGUGGCAUGAUGAACGCGGCCAGUAUAUAAAUCCUAAGCAAGUCCAUACCUGCAGGGCUUUCGAGAAGCUUCACGAGUUUUCAAAAGCGAGAUACAAUGGGAGUAUUGCUGUACCACGCGGGCCGAAGAUGCCUCUGCACCCACAUCCAUCUGUCCCACUAUUUACAUAG
Molecule: messenger RNA, 882 nt
Organism: Botrytis fragariae
Lineage: Eukaryota; Fungi; Ascomycota; Leotiomycetes; Helotiales; Sclerotiniaceae
Product: putative tat pathway signal sequence protein
Exons: 5
Coding region: 1-882 (293 amino acids)
Biological process (GO): mycotoxin biosynthetic process
Source: RefSeq, a predicted model, not a curated record